AUGCUUCUGUUCAUCGCUGCGCUAGAGAGAAUGCCAGUCUUUCGACCCGAGGAGGUACACGAAGCCACCGAGUACGAUUUAAGAUAUGUGACAGGUGGACACUGUCGUUUUCUCGGUUCUGAACGUGCGCACAUACACUCAGUUGGGAAAGCCGCUGGACAAUCAGCCUCUUCUCCUGGUGAUACCAGGCAUCUGUCUGUCGAGGAUGAGGACCCUAAUAAUGUUGCAGCAAACCGGGAACGCAUGGAUGAUUCCGAUUCGUGUUCAGAUGCUCGUGGCCUAGCAAGUCUGUCGGGUACACUGAAACGCCGUACAAAAUUGAGGAUUUAUCGGAGUGGAUGCGGUCGUCAUCUCAGUGAGCGGCCUGUUCUUGGACUCGAAGCGGCGUUAAUGCUAUUUUUAGCACAAGCAUCACGGCCCCUCGCCGAUUUCGUCCGCGACGACCCUGCUCAUUCCGAAGUCUGGAUUCGUAUUCGCACGCCCGGCAUGAGUUGCAGAGGAAGAGUAUCGAGACGACGUCAAGGCGAUAUGGUUGGGCCGCGCGUGUUUCCUCGUCAAGUUGCCGUCCGUCGCUUCCCUAUGGAGAGGCGCGCGGUGCCGUUCGACUCGCAUAAUCACUACGAUCAUUUAGACACGUACACCAUAACUACGCUCUUCAAACAGACUCGCCUGCCCCGCAUCUUCGUACCUCUAAGUAAAGAAAAGUACUUCGAGUUAAUAGGUUAUACCCAAAGGUAUUUCACCGGUCGGGGGCUGCUGUACCAGACGGUGGAGGUUGAAGGUAAGAAGGUGUAUUUCGCUGGUGAUACUGGGUAUAGGUCCGUCAAGGAUGGGGAGGAUGAGGAGGAGAGACCAACGUACCCCGUGUUCAAGGAUAUUGGGGAGCAUUUCGUUGGGCGUACAAAUCAAGGUGGUUCAUAUCGACUAUACAUUGCGCUCCACAAGAUAGCGUGCGCAUCUUCAAGGAUGUUAGGGCAACAAAGGGAUGUGGAUCUGACGAGCGAAGAGAUUACUGAGCCAGUGAAGAGAUUGGCCGUCGAGUGCAAGAAAGCCAGGAUAGAACAGGACAACUUUCUUGUCAGCGAUAUCGCCAGUUGCUGUUGCACCACCCUGACCGCCGGGCACAAAAUAUCGUUGAACGAUAGCCGUUCGCACUCUGUUCCUCACCCGUUCUUAAGAAUUGUUCGACGCGACUUGCUUAAAAUCGUUGAGGUGAAGCCUUGGGAAGCGAAAUUUUGCUUUCACGUAGGCGCAAAUGCAUGUAAAGCACCGGGCCACUGCCAAAUUAUUCCAGAAACAAUCCGAGGGUCUGCGGAGAGUGAACGUCUAAUAGCAGCACUGAUGUUACCACCUGCCGAAAAGGCUCGUGGAGAGCGAGGAGAAGACAGUAUGAGGUGGGCGCCCAAACCUGUGGCCGAACUGGAGGACGAACGGGAGGCAGAAUGGGAUAAGUGCGGCGCGUAUCUCCGGAUUUUCAUAACGCUUCGAAGCUGGCGCUGA
Molecule: messenger RNA, 1500 nt
Organism: Desarmillaria tabescens
Lineage: Eukaryota; Fungi; Basidiomycota; Agaricomycetes; Agaricales; Physalacriaceae
Exons: 20
Coding region: 1-1500 (499 amino acids)
Cellular component (GO): cytoplasm
Source: RefSeq, a predicted model, not a curated record